AUGUCACCAACAAUUAAAACAGAAGAAAAAUUAGAAUUAAUUAAUUUAAAAGAUCAAGAUCUUAUAGAUUUCACAAGAACGCAAAAUAGUUUAGCUUGGAAAGGUGUAUUAUCAUCGAAAGAUUAUGUAUUACGUGAAUUAGUUUUAGGUAAAUCAAGAAUUGCAAAUGACGGAGAUAAUGAAUUGAAAGUAUUUAUGUUAAAAGAUUUAAAUACUGAUCAACCAUUAUGUUCAAUUGAAUUGUUAAUAAGAGAAAGUUUGAAAUUUCAUUAUAAUGAAACAACACAGAAAUCAGAAAUUAAAAAAGUAUUGAGUGGUACAGUUGGUGGUGUAUUCACAUAUCCUGAACAUAGAGGUAAAGGUUAUGCAAGAGUCAUGGUUGAUAAAUUAGUCGAUAUUGCUAGAAAGGAAUAUUUGGGUAAUGAUGGAUUUAUAUUUUUAUAUUCAGAAAUUGGUGAAUAUUAUGCCAAAAAUGGGUUCAAGUCUUUUGGAAUAGAUUUAGUAAAAAUCGAUAUAAAUGAUAAUUUAAAUUUAGAUGAUGUACCAGAUAUAAGCUAUGAUAUUAUACCAUACCAUGACUUCGAAAAUUUAAUACAACAGUACAGAUCGAAAUUUUUAUCGGAAAUAGAACAUAAAAUAUCAAAAGAUCAUAAAACUCGAAUCUCCAUAAAUCCAACAUCACAUUUAAUAGACUGGUUUCACUUAAGAUCAAAAUUCAUUACAUACAAAUUAUUUGAAUCAAAACAAGAAUCCCAGCAAGAUUUUUUCGAUUUUCAAAAUGAAUCGUAUGAUUCAAUACGAGAAAAUUUUGAAAAAUCACAACCAAAAAUAUUUGGAUUAAAAACUUUCAAUUCUUCAAAUGAAGUUGAUGGAUUUAUUGUAUGGACUAUUGAUUGGGCUGAAGAUAAAUCUGAAAAUUUUGCUACAAUUUUAAAAAUUGUAUCUUUUGAUAAUGAACCACAAACUACAAUAAACUUGAUAAAUUUAGCAUUAAAUCAUUUACAUAAAACUCCAAUUAUGAACAAACCAACUACAAAAUUGACAAUAUGGGAAUCUGAAAUUAGUGAGCAAACUAAAAAAUUUUUAGUGAAACAAUAUAAUGCCAAAACAGGGAUUGAUAAUUCUUCAAGAUCUGCUAUAUUAAUGUGUGACUCUUCGGAAGAUGUGAAAUUGCGAAAUGGUGAUUUGAUAUGGGAAGAAAAUACAAAAUUACCUUGGUUUUAA
Lodderomyces jiufengensis is the source of this 1224-nucleotide messenger RNA. RefSeq lists its product as uncharacterized. Gene Ontology annotation, molecular function: acyltransferase activity, transferring groups other than amino-acyl groups. The coding region runs from base 1 to 1224 and encodes 407 amino acids. The transcript has a single exon. Lineage: Eukaryota; Fungi; Ascomycota; Pichiomycetes; Serinales; Debaryomycetaceae. The record is from RefSeq and is a predicted model, not a curated record.